AAUGGCACCAAACGGUGGUGGAGGAUGACGACAACAACAAUGGCGGAGCAAGAAAGAAACAUCACCAGUUUCCAUCUUUCCAUCCUUGUACUCUAUGCAUUGAUAACUUGUACAACCGCCGCAGACACCAUCGCCGCCGACCAAACCAUUAAAGGCAACGAAACCAUUCUUUCACCUCAACAGACCUUCGAACUUGGUUUCUUUAGCCCGGAAAACUCCACAAACCGGUACGUCGGAAUCUGGUACAAGAAAAUAUCUCCGGGAACCGUCAUGUGGGUGGCCAACCGGAACUCACCACUCUCCAAUAACUCCGGCGAACUGUCUCUCACUCUCCAAGGAAUCCUGGUCCUCCGUAACUCCACCGGCGACGUCAUUUGGUCGUCGGCAAAUUCGUCAUCGUCACUACCAUCGGUCAGGAACCCGGUGGCUCAGCUUUUAGAUACCGGAAACUUCAUCAUCCGGGAGGAAAAUGGUAGCCCGGAAAAUCCCAUUUGGCAAAGUUUUGAUUUUCCGUCGGACACUUUUGUUCCCGGAAUGAAGUUCGGAAAAGAUUUGGUUACAGGGUUAGAAAGGUAUUUUACUUCAUGGAAGAGUGAAAAUGAUCCUUCAAUUGGUGAUCAUUCUGUAUGGAUUGAGACAAAAGGGUACCCACAAUUGAUCGUCCGAGAUGGCCGGAAAAUCAGAUUCCGGGCAGGUCCAUGGAACGGACUCCGGUUCAGCGGCGAGCCGAAUUUGAGGCCAAAUUCGAUUUAUCGAUUCGGGUUUGUUCUUGAUCAAAGAGAAAUGUAUUACCAUUUUGAUCUUAUAAAUAGUUCAGUAGUCACAAGGGUUGUACUGAAGCCAAGUGGUAGUUUAGAACGGUUGUUAUGGAUCGAAAACCGGCGAGAAUGGUUGUUAUAUUUGACUCCACAGACCGAUAGUUGUGACCGAUACGGGCUCUGUGGACCGUUCGGGAGUUGUGAUAUUAACAACUCGCUGUCUUGUGAGUGUUUGGAGGGGUUCGAACCGGCAUCACCAGACCAAUGGAAUGUGGCGGAUUGGACUCAAGGGUGUCGGCGUUCGACCCCUUUGGAUUGUGGAUCAGGGGACGGGUUUAGGAAGUAUUCGAAUUUAAAGUUGCCGGAUACGCAGGAGUCGUGGUUUAAUCAGAGCAUGAAUCUUGACGAAUGCAAGAUGGUUUGUGAGAAGAAUUGUAAUUGUAGUGCGUAUACAACACAGAAUAUAACAGGAUCAGGAAGCGGAUGCUUGCUUUGGUUCGGUAACUUGAUUGAUAUCAGAACGUUUAUGGAAAACGGGCAGUAUCUUUAUAUAAGAAUGCCGGCAUCAGAAUUAGCAACAGGUAGAAGCUCGAGUGUAAAGAGACGAGUAGUGAUUAUUGUCCCUAUAAUAUCGGUAUUAUUAAUCAUACUACUUUCUGUGUGCGUAUUUUAUCGAAUUAAGAAGAGGAAGGCGAAGCAAGAAGGUAGUUCUAUUUUGGUCUUAUUAUAUAGUUCAGUUGGCAUUGGCUCUAUCUCAGGGACACUAAAGGGAGCCUAUGGAGAUGAUCCUGGCGACGAAAACUCAAAGGAUGAUCUAGAACUACCACUGAUUGACUUCUCUAUAUUACGUAAAGCUACCAACAACUUUUCAGACAACAAUAAGCUCGGAGAAGGUGGUUUUGGACCCGUUUACAAGGGUGUACUGGGAAACGGACAGGAAGUAGCAGUGAAGCGUCUAUCAAAGACUUCAACUCAAGGACUCGACGAAUUCAAGAAUGAAGUCAUCUGUAUUUCCAAACUUCAACACCGGAAUCUUGUAAAGCUCCUAGGCUGCUGCAUCAAAGGAGCAGAAAAAAUGUUGGUCUAUGAAUACAUGCCAAACAAAGGCCUCGACUCCUUUAUAUUCGAUGGAACUCAAAGUAAGAUACUAGAUUGGCCUACACGUUUUCACAUUAUCAAGGGGAUUGCUCGGGGACUUGUUUAUCUUCAUCAAGAUUCUCGACUGAGGAUAAUCCAUCGAGAUCUCAAAGUCAGCAACAUUUUGCUUGACCAUGAUAUGAUCCCGAAGAUAUCAGAUUUCGGGUUGGCCAGAAGCUUUGGAGGAAAUCAGAUAGAGGCAAACACAAACAGAGUGGUUGGAACAUAUGGCUACAUGGCACCGGAGUAUGCAGGUGAUGGUAUCUUUUCAAUAAAAUCAGAUGUAUUUAGCUUCGGUGUUUUGGUGUUGGAGAUUGUGAGUGGGAAGAAAAACAGAGGAUUCCUCCAUAAAGAACACAGCAACAACCUUCUCGGACAUGCAUGGGGGCUCCAUAAAGAAGGCAGAUCCUUGGAACUGGUUGCAGCAUCUCUAGAUGAAUCGAUCAGUUUAUCAGAAGCGAUACGGUUGAUCCAUGUGAGUCUGUUGUGUGUUCAACAACGUCCAGAAGAUAGGCCGACCAUGUCUUCCGUGAUUCUAAUGCUUGAGAGUGAUGGCAAAUUGCCUCCCCCUAAGCUGCCAGGUUUCUUUUACGAAAAAGCUACAACAGAUACCGGUUAUUCUUCAAGUACAUACGGAGCAAAUUCAACCAAUGAACUCACUGUUACAAUGUUGAAUGCUAGAUAGUGUAUAUAUAGGGUUGGGUUUGGAUGAGAAGGGAUCUCCAUCAUUGGAUCAAUCCUAACCGAAGAUCAACACUAAUGAGAUGCAUCCGAUUAAUUCCUGUAUCAAGCACAAUUCAUGAGGUGGGGUGAAAUUAAAAGUGAUCAAGGGUCCAGAUCU
Molecule: messenger RNA, 2736 nt
Organism: Cynara cardunculus var. scolymus (artichoke)
Lineage: Eukaryota; Viridiplantae; Streptophyta; Magnoliopsida; Asterales; Asteraceae
Product: G-type lectin S-receptor-like serine/threonine-protein kinase At4g27290
Exons: 7
Coding region: 25-2580 (851 amino acids)
Biological process (GO): recognition of pollen; protein phosphorylation
Molecular function (GO): protein serine/threonine kinase activity; ATP binding
Source: RefSeq, a predicted model, not a curated record